Messenger RNA from Sparassis crispa, 1746 nucleotides. RefSeq lists its product as hypothetical. The transcript has 7 exons. Lineage: Eukaryota; Fungi; Basidiomycota; Agaricomycetes; Polyporales; Sparassidaceae. The record is from RefSeq and is a predicted model, not a curated record. The coding region runs from base 1 to 1746 and encodes 581 amino acids.
AUGCUUAUUCUCUCGCUCAUUUUCACUGGCGCAAUCGCCUUGGUCGGGCUGUUCGGCGGUGUUCCUACUGGGGUGUCUGACUUGUGGUUCAAUGUUCAUGUUCUUGAUGAACUGCUGUACCCGGUUGUCUACCUCGUCGAUGCAUUUUUUGACAAGUUGGAAACCAUGGACUCCGGCACAUUUCUACCGUUCAACAUGCUACGUUUGCCUCCCUCGUUACCCGCCGUUCCCGAUACUCUGCUUGAGAUCCAUAUCAUGGCUUCGACACCGACCGAGUCGUACCCCUCGAUCUCCGCAAAUUUGAUUACUACAUAUACCGCCGCAGCCAAUCAGCACUUCUUUGUCACUAUAUGCAUCGCUGGUCUCUCCCUGUCCGUCGCCACGACCCUCGUUUCCAUGCUUGUCACCAUAAUCCGAGACAGGCUUCAACAUGGUCAGGAAGGGCUCAAACACGACUCGAAGAAGGUGGCGCACACCGAGCACAACUCUGCAUCUAUCCUAUCGCAGUCCAUCAUUCCACUCAUGCCUUCUGAGGAGCCGGCGCCUCGACGUAUUAGUAGCAGUAACAGCCUUGAACUCUUUGGGUUCCCCAGCUCUUCAUUCGAUUUGCCGCUCCCCGCUGCCGCAGCUUGCGCCAAUACCGUCUUAAUUAGUGUAGAAUCGGUCCUUGCAGGCCUCGGCUCCGAUAAAUCUGAAAUCACUGCGAUGGCUUUCAGCGCAGACUCUAGUGCGACCAGAGGCAAUGCCUCCGACGCGGUCGGCACAUCGUCCCCCACUACUGCAGAUAUACCGCUUGCGGCCGCCGUCGAGGAACAGCCUGUCCCGAGCUUUGCCGCACUGCUCCCUCCCAUCGUUGACGAACUUUUGGUCCCCGUCGUGGACGAACAGUCUGUCUCCACCGCACAGGCUAUGCCCCCUGCUAGCGCAGAGCUUACUCACGCCGUCGAGGCUUCCGUUGGCGAGACCGACUCAUCUAGCGUCGGUUUAAGUCCAUCGUCGCUGCCAGAUCUCGUCUCAUCCCCAAGGCCGUCAAACCAGUCAGAGACACCCAUGACGCCCUCGGGCGUCCGUCGCAGCCGUCGGGCUGGUGCGCGGGUGCACGUCCGACAGAGCCGCGCUAUCGAGAAAUGUUUUUCGGAGUUGCAAGAACUGCCCUUUCAGAUGGAGGCUGAGCCUUCCGCUUUACCUUCGCCAGUCGUGAUACCGCCUUCGCCGGUGUCCAUCGCGCUUUCACCCCUGCAGGCGCUGAUCGCGCUCAUUCCCUUGGCAGUCCGGUCGAUUCCAUCGCCGAGUGUAAGGGCGGUUAUUGAGCCCGUAGGAGUUUCUGGUCCUUUUUCGCCUCCACGCUUGCCAGAGCCAUCCAGUAGAAGUCCGCUCCUUUCGAUGUCCAGAUUGUCGGGCCUUCGGGCAUCGCUCUGGGCACCAUCUCCGGAGGAUGGUCCUACACCCUCCCCUGCUCCCAACGCAACCGUAAUCGGUCCCGACUUCUCCCCGGGGGAUCAUCGUCACCCGCUUGCAAGCUCCAAGGCUGACAGGAGUUCAUGGUGGACAACUUCGGCGUCACCUGCUCCAAGAGUGUCGAGGUGGGAGGGCUCAAGUGAUUCUAGUUCUUCCUCGCGCACCCGUUAUCCUGGGCUAGCAGGUCUAAAGGUUGGCGGGUACAUGGGCAGACUUGCUGAACUGUGGAGUACACGUGCAGAGGAUACAUGCACUUCUGCGAGUUCACAGACGGCAGCGGGAUCAUGA